AAUUUUUGUUUUUAUGUCAAUUUCCUCCUAAGCAGAGCAGAAUUUCACUUACUUUUCUGUAAUAUAAAAUUUGUAAGGAAUAAUAUUAAAUAAUAAUACCCCAUGGCUACGUCACAACCAGUGCAAACAAAUUGGCAUCCGAGCAAAAAGCAUAGCGAUGUUGAACGUUGGAUUUGCAUCUAUCCUGCAUAUAUAAAUAGUAAAAAGACACGCCAGGAAGGACGGCGCCUACCAAAAGAUGUUUGCGUUGAGAAUCCAACUUAUGCUGAAAUACGUGAUGUCUUAUCGGUCACCAAUUUGCGUGUCGGUGUGGAAAACAAGCAGUAUUCGCGCGAGCGAAGCAGGGAAUUGCAGUUACGUGGUCGCAUCCGCGUGCAAAUGCGUAAUGAUGAUGGAACAGCCUGCAAUCCAGAGCUGAGCAACCGCGAGGAUAUAAUGCGUUAUAUAUCAAUCAGAAUACCACAACUAAAAACACGUCAAGGCAAAACUGGUGAUCAGCAACAACAUGUGCAAGCGCAACAGUCAGCCGGCGGUAAGAAGGGCAAAGGCAAGAGACGUUAAGAACUGGUCAGAAAAUUAGUUUGCAAGUUCUAUACAGUUUGAUUGAGAAUUGUGAAAAUGCUUAUUAAAUGUUUAACGAUAGCAAAAGCUAUGUUUGUGGAAACUGUAGCACUAAUACGUAUGCAACUUUACGUUAAUUUUGUUUUAUUGUAAUUUUUUUAUGGUACCUUAUUCAAAUGGUAAAUAAGAAUACGCAAAUGUAUGCAUUUGGUAAAUUAAA
Messenger RNA from Anastrepha obliqua, 781 nucleotides. RefSeq names its product signal recognition particle 19 kDa protein-like. The record is from RefSeq and is a predicted model, not a curated record. The transcript has 3 exons. The coding region runs from base 103 to 561 and encodes 152 amino acids. Gene Ontology annotation, biological process: SRP-dependent cotranslational protein targeting to membrane, signal sequence recognition; SRP-dependent cotranslational protein targeting to membrane. Gene Ontology annotation, cellular component: signal recognition particle, endoplasmic reticulum targeting. NCBI's taxonomy places the organism in Eukaryota, Metazoa, Arthropoda, Insecta, Diptera, Tephritidae. Gene Ontology annotation, molecular function: 7S RNA binding.